AUGAACCAAUUAUGGUUUAGAGAUUCAUCAACGACUGCAGCGAUUGCAACAAAUCUAGGAUUUCAAGCAAGACAAUCUUAUUUAAUUCAAGAGCCAAACACAAAAGGAAAAUUUUCCUUUUGCAUACCUCUAAAACAUAUUUUUGGAUUCUGUGAUACUUAUGAUAAAGUUGUUUUUGGAUUAAAACAUACACUUACUCUAAUUAGAGAAAGUGAUAAUAAUGCAAUUUUUAGAGGCACAGGUGCAGCUGUUGGGCAAGUCAAUCUUACUAAAGUAUCACUUUUUAUGCCACAUCUUAUGCCAUCUCUUGAAUAUGAAAAAAUACUUAAAGACAUAAUUAAAUCAAAAAAAACACUUCCAUUAUCUUAUAUUGGAAGGCAAUGUGAAUCAAAAAAUGUUGAUCCAGUUACUGAUUUUAAUUGGACGCUGAAUAUAACAACAACUAGUACAAAACCUAGAUUUAUUAUUAUCGGAUUCCAAACAAAUAAAAAUAACAAUCAAGAGCAAAAUCCUGCAAUAUUUGAUCAUUGUGACUUGAAAAAUAUGUACAUAAAACUUAAUUCACGAAGUUAUCCUGAAAUUGUUAAUUAUAAUCUAUCAUUUCCAGAUCAACAAUUCUCAAGAGCUUAUAGAGAUGCAACUCUAUUUACUGAAAAGUUAUAUGGAUUGAAUGAAUUUAUUUCACAAUGCAGCAUAAAUCCACAAGACUAUAAAAAUUUAUAUCCACUUUUUGUUUUUGAUGUAAGUAAACAAAUGAAAGUUACAAAACCAUCAAUAAUAGAUGUGCAAUUUAACGCAACAUUUAAUACAGCUGUUCCAGCAAAUACUAUGGCAUAUGCAGUUAUAUUGUCUGAUCGAAUAUUACAACUUAAUGCUGAUGGAAGCAAACUUCAAUAUAUAUAUUAG
Messenger RNA from Hydra vulgaris (swiftwater hydra), 906 nucleotides. RefSeq lists its product as uncharacterized. The record is from RefSeq and is a predicted model, not a curated record. NCBI's taxonomy places the organism in Eukaryota, Metazoa, Cnidaria, Hydrozoa, Anthoathecata, Hydridae.